UGAAGCUGCGGAGAUAAAAUCUGUCGAGGCUGCACCACCAUGGAGACUAAUGCAAACCUGCACCGGGACCCGGACCGGAGCUCCGCGGGCCUCCCGGUGCCCGCAGACCCCGGAGACUCCCCUGGGGGGACCGGACACACCGAGGACCGGAUCACUGGCGGCGGGCUGAAGGGAGCCGCCGAGACCCGAAAGACUCGAGAGACUCGAGAGACUAGAGAGACUAGAGAGGCUCCGCUCAGUAAUAACAGCUCCACUAGUGGUCCGGAUCACCUCAGACCCUCUGCUGGGGGGUCGCACCUCAACCAGGAGGUCCCCCCGGUCCUCCCGCUGCAGGAGGACCAGAAGGAGCCCAGCGGCUCCGGGUCCCGGUCCCGGUCCCGGUCCGGGGAGCAGAUCAGUAACGGGACGGGGCACCAGGACUCGGUGCUGGCUGCAGGAGAUAGAGAGGGAGGGGCCCCAAAGUUAGUAAACAACCAGGACUCAGACCCCCAGCUGGGUCCAGAUCUAAGGGGGGCUCAGGGUCCAGAUGUUCGGGGGACUCAGGGUCCAGAUGUGAGGGGGGCUCAGGGUCCAGAUGUGAGGGGGACUCAGGGUCCAGAUGUGAGGGGGACUCAGGGUCCAGAUGUGAGGGGGACUCAGGGUCCAGAUGUGAGGGGGGCUCAGGGUCCAGAUGUGAGGGGGACUCAGGGUCCAGAUGUUCGGGGGACUCAGGGUCCAGACGUUCGGGGGGCUCAGGGUCCAGGGGGUCCAGAGGGUCCGGCUUCUUGUGGGGAAAGUGAACCCGCAAAAUUCUCCAAACCGACCCGUCUGUGUCCGGACCAUGCAGACGUCAGACCGGGUCAGUCCGGGGAUCGAACCUUAACGGAAGGAGUACCCAGUGGGAGCGACCCGGACCCCAGCCCCGGGGCCCCGGACCCCAGCCCCGGGGCCCCGGACCCCAGCCCCGGGGACCCGGACCCCAGCAGCCCUGGUGGAGAGUCCCGGAGCAUCGACUCACUAGAGUCCUUCUCCAACCUGAACUCCUGCCCCAGCUCAGACCUGAACAGCGAGGGUCUUGAGGACCAGGGGGUUCUGGAGGACCGGGGGGGUCUGGAGGACCCGGGUCUGGCCCUGCAGGGGGAGUACGGACCUGAUGGGACCAAGACUGCUAAAGACCGGGCGGCGGGCCAGUCCAUCUACCACAUCAAGUGGAUGAAGUGGCGGGAGGAGAACACGCCGAUCAUCACGCAGAACGAGAACGGGCCGUGCCCGCUGCUCGCCAUCAUGAACGUUCUGCUGCUCGCCUGGAAGGUGAAGAUGCCUCCUAUGAUGGAGAUCAUCACUGCGGAGCAGCUGAUGGAGUAUCUGGGAGACUACAUCCUGGAGACGAAGCCCAAAGAGAUCUCAGAGGCUCAGCGGCUCAACUACGAGCAGAACAUGAGCGAUGCGAUGGCCGUGCUCCACAAGCUGCAGACGGGUCUGGACGUCAACGUGAAGUUCACGGGGGUCCGAGUGUUCGAGUAUACGCCUGAAUGCAUCGUGUUUGAUCUGCUGGACAUCCCUCUGUACCACGGCUGGCUGGUCGACCCCCAGAUGCAGGACAUGGUGAAGGCUGUAGGGAACUGCAGCUACAACCAGCUGGUGGAGAAGAUCAUCUCCUGCAAACAGUCAGACAGCAGCGAGCUGGCAGGAGAAGGCCUGGUGGCGGAGCAGUUCCUGAGCAGCACGGCGACCCAGCUGACGUACCACGGUCUCUGUGAGCUGACGUCCAGCGUUCAGGAGGGAGAACUCUGUGUUUUCUUCAGGAACAAUCACUUCAGCACCAUGAUCAAAUACAAGGGCCAGCUGUACCUGCUGGUAACUGAUCAGGGUUUCCUGACGGAGGAGAAGGUCGUCUGGGAAAGUCUCCACAACGUCGACGGAGACGGAAACUUCUGUGACUCUGAGUUCCGGCUGCGUCCUCCAUCGGACCCGGAGACGGUCUACCGGGGCCAGCAGGACCAGAUAGACCAGGACUACCUGAUGGCGCUGUCGCUGCAGCAGGAGCAGCAGAGCCAGGAGCUGCAGUGGGAGCAGCUCCCUGAAGGCAUCAGCGACCUGGAGCUGGCCAAGAAGCUGCAGGAGGAGGAGGACCGGCGCGCCUCCCAGUACUACCAGGAGCAGGAGCAGGAGCAGGCGGCCGCAGCAGCAGCAGCAGCAGCUCAGGCUCAGCAGGGCCAGCAGGAGCCGGCCGAGGGAGACGAGGCGGACCGAGGAGGAGGAGGAGGAGCUGCAGCCGGUGCUGGGACGGCGGCGGCGGCCGGAGCCACGCCCAGCCCCGGAAAACAGGCGUCCAGCACGGAGCGCAAAGCCAAGAAAGAGUCGAAGGAUAAAGACAAAUGUGUGAUUUUGUAACAUCCAGCGUGUCUGUGUGAGUGUGAGUGAGUGUUUUGUGCAUUUCGCUGAUCUGUGAGGACGCGGGACAGCGCCGGUCCUCCUCGGACCCAAAACACAAGGGCCGAGACGCCACCGGACGCCACCAGACGCCACCGGACGCCACCAGACGGGCGCCACGAGUCUGACGGAGGGUUUGCUGUUCCCAAACCACUGGUGCCUCCCCCCUCUGUCUCCUCAGUGGAACAGCAGAGACACAACAACGACUACCCGCUUCUUUUACAGGCGCCAAACUUUGUUACAGUCGCACAGUGACUCUGUUUGUCAUGUGAGUUUAUUAGGGUGGAAUAUUUUAUAGCUGAAGAAAUAAUGUCACCCUCUCACCGUUCAUCCAUUCAUUUCUCAUUACUGCAGCUUAUAAGCUUUUUUGUACGUAUCAAUAUUCACACAGACCCACGUUGGUUUUUGUUUCUUAUUAAGUUGAAGCCAAGAUUUAUUUAUGUUUCUGUUAAAGAGGGAGACGCUUUGUGUUGUUUAUGGAAACUGAGAGGGAUUUUCUCAUAUUAUUGCCUGUUGGACAUCAGUGUAACACUACUAGUGUCCCUGGGAAACACUAUGACCCGAAGGGUUAAUUAAUGCCAGAGAGCUGCCAGAUACUGUAGCUACCAACAUCUCAGCUGGUCCUCAGACCUGCCUUACCUCCCCACUACCAUGGGAGUGUGUUUUCAUGCUGACGGUGUGUGUGUGUGUGUUUGUGUGUGUGUGUGUGUGUGUGUGUGUGUGUGUGUGGACAUCUCGUCUCGUUUAGUCACAAAUCUUUUCCGUUGUUUGAGUUCAGCUGCAAAUAUUUUCUUUCAUUCGGGAGACAAACUGAGAAUCACGUUGCAGAUUUUAACAGGAUUUUUUGUCUGAAUCUGAAGUUUUUUAGGAGGAUCAAAGAGUCUCCUGCUGUGUGUGUGUGUGUGUGUGUGUGUGUGUGUGUGUGUGUGUGUGUGUGUGCAGGUACUAUCAUGAUCUCUGUUUGGUUUCAGGUUUUUAAAUCAAACCUGCAGAUUUCAUUAAUUCACAUGUAAAAUUAAUAUUAAUUAAUAUUAAUUAAUAUUCCUCCAAGCCAGGAAAGUUCAGUUAUAAUAUUUUUGUGAACGUUUUAUUCUUUUUCCACAAAUCUGAACCCGACAGAAACACGAGAACCGGACUGGUUUCCUGCUGGUUUCCUGUUUAGUCUAGAGCUGCAACUAACCAUUAUUAUCAUUAUGGAUUAAUCUGUCAAUAAAAUGUAUAAAAAUAUCAAUGAGUGUCUCCAAAACACCAGAUGACGUCCUCAAAUCUCUUGUUUUGUCCACAAACCAAAGAGAUAUUCAGUUUAUUGUCAUAAAGGAACAAAGAAACCAGAAAUAUUCACAUUGAAGAAGCUGAAAUCAGAGAAUUUGGACUUAUUGUCUUUAAAAAAAACUGCUCAAGCCAAUUAUUGGAUUAUCAAAACGUUGAUGAUUAAUUUAAUAAUCGAUUAUUGUUCCACUAAUAGAAUGAUUGUUGCAGCUCUAGUUUAGUGGAUAUUUUCUGUUAUUUGUGAAAGAAUAAUAAUAAUGUGAGUUGACAGACUGUCCUGGGGAUAUUUAGGAGAUUUCCCCUUUUAGUUGCGUUUCGCUGCAGCGUGAACAUGAUGAUGUAAAUAUUAAUGAACCUAAAGCUUCUUAUAAAGGAGAUCUGAUAGAGAUCAGCUGUUGGUGCCGUCCUCGUACCGCCGGACGGCCUCCCGACUCGCUUUUCUAUCGUUACAUUCCAAGUGGAUGCCUUGACUCGAGCCGUGACUCGAGCCGUGACUCGAGCCGUGACUCGAGCCUUGACUCGAGCCUUGACUCGAGCCUUGACUCGAGCCUUGACUUGAGCCGUGACUCGAGCCUUGACCCGAGUAUUGACUCGAGCCUUGACUCGAGCUGUGACUCGAGCCUUGACUCGAGCUGUGACUCGAGGUGUGACUCGAAGCUUGACCCGAGGCGUGACUCGAGGCGUGACUCGAGCCGUGACUCGAGCCGUGACUCGAGCCGUGACUCGAGGCGUGACUCGAGCCGUGACUCGAGGCUUGACCCGAGCCGUGACUCGAGGCGUGACUCGAGCCGUGACUCGAGCCUUGACUCGAGCCUUGACUCGAGGCUCGUGACUCGAGCCGUGACUCAAGGCGUGACUCGAGGCUUGACUCGAGCCGUGACUCGAGCCUUCUGUCCAGACUGAGACAGUUAAAUCGUCUCGUCGUGUUGAGGACAGACUGAUUGAUUGACAGGCAGCAGCGUCCUGCUGUGUGGGGAAAACAUUUUGAUUAUGGGCCCUUACCAGGCUAAGGAGCCUGUUUGGCCCUAACGAGCCUGUUUGGCCCUAACGAGGCUAACGAGCCUGUUUGGCCCUAACGAGGCUGUUUGGCCCUAACGGGGCUAACGAGCCUGUUUGGCCCUAACGAGGCUAACGAGCCUGUUUGGCCCUAACGAGGCUAACGAGCCUGUUUGGCCCUAACGAGGCUGUUUGGCCCUAACGAGGCUAACGAGCCUGUUUGGCCCUAACGAGGCUGUUUGGCCCUAACGAGGCUAACGAGCCUGUUUGGCCCUAACGAGGCUGUUUGGCCCUAACGAGGCUAACGAGCCUGUUUGGCCCUAACGAGGCUAACGAGCCUGUUUUUGUAAAUAUAUAUAGCGCCUUACAACAUUUCAACAUAUUUUAUAGGACAAAAGGAAACCGAAC
Centropristis striata (black sea bass) is the source of this 5085-nucleotide messenger RNA. It is a transcript of the gene mindy2, whose product is annotated as MINDY lysine 48 deubiquitinase 2. The transcript is spliced from 10 exons. Gene Ontology annotation, cellular component: cytosol; cell periphery. Gene Ontology annotation, biological process: protein K48-linked deubiquitination. Gene Ontology annotation, molecular function: K48-linked deubiquitinase activity; cysteine-type carboxypeptidase activity; cysteine-type deubiquitinase activity. NCBI's taxonomy places the organism in Eukaryota, Metazoa, Chordata, Actinopteri, Perciformes, Serranidae. The record is from RefSeq and is a predicted model, not a curated record. Bases 40 to 2373 code for a protein of 777 amino acids.